UCCAACAUGGCGGCGUCCAUGGCGAGGACGUGCCGGCACGUCUCGCGGCGUGGACCCCGUGUCCUGCGCCUCACGCUCGGGUCGAAGCUCCACGGCGGACUGCUGCAUUCUCUGAAUAAACGCGGCGUCCUGAAGGAGUCUUUCCCGCGGGACGCGGCGCAGGACCAGCUGCCGCGGCUGCUCCGGUCCGGCGCUCAGACCGUGUACUGCGGCUUCGACCCCACGGCCGACAGCCUCCAUGUGGGCAACUUGCUCGCCAUCGUGGGCCUCCUGCACUUCCGCGGCGCCGGGCACCACGUCCUCGCCGUGCUCGGAGGGGCCACGGCGCAGAUCGGAGACCCCAGCGGGAAAACGAGCGAGCGCGAGCGGCUGUCGCCGGAGGUCGCCGAGGCGAACACGCGCGGCGUCCGCGAGGGCAUCCAGCGGGUUUUCGCCAACCACGAGCUGCACUUUCACGACGGCUCCAGGGAACCGGGCACGGUGACCGUGCUGAACAACCUGAGCUGGUACAAGAACCGGGGCGUGGUGGACUUUCUCUCCGAGGCCGGGCGGCACCUGCGCAUGGGGACCAUGCUCAGCCGCCACAGCGUGCAGUCCCGCCUGAGGAGCGCCGACGGCAUGAGCCUCGCCGAGUUCACCUACCAGGCGUUCCAGGCGUACGACUUCCACCACCUCAACCAGAUAUACGGCUGCAAGAUUCAGCUGGGGGGCACCGACCAGCUGGGCAAUCUGAUGUCGGGCCACGAGUACAUCCAAAAAGCGAGCGGCGAGGAGGUGUACGGUCUCACCGUCCCGCUGGUGACCAGCUCGGCCGGGGACAAGCUGGGGAAGACGGCGGGCAACGCCGUGUGGCUCAACAGGGACAAGACGUCCCCCUUCGAGUUCUACCAGUUCUUUCUCAGGCAGCCCGACGCCAGUGUGGAGAGGUUCCUGAAGCUGUUCACCUUCCUGCCUCUGGCGGAGGUGGAGAGGCUGAUGGAGCAGCAGAGGAACGACCCCGGGAAACGCCUCGCUCACAAGCGGCUGGCGGCGGAGGUGACCAAACUGGUGCACGGAAAGGAGGGCCUCGAGAGCGCAAAGAGGUGCACCGACGCCCUGUACCACAGCAGCGUGCAGGCCUUGGAGGAAAUGAGUGACGACGAGCUUCAGGAGCUCUUCAGGGAGGCCCCCUUCCACGAGCUGCUGCUGGAGCCGGGCACCACGGUGAUAGACGCCUGCCGCAGGGUCAACGCCAUCCCAGAGGGACCCAGGGGGUAUCAGAUGGUUUCCGAGGGCGCCGUGUGGAUCAACCACGGGCGGACGGACAAACCGGAGCAGCUGCUGAUCCCCAAGCUCCACGUCCUGUCCAAUGGCCUCACCUUGCUCCGAGUGGGCAAGAGGAACUUCCACAUCAUCAAGUGGCUCAGUCUCUGAGGCCUCUCGCGCGGGACCGGUUUGACCCGCGAUGAGCUGUCCCCGGGGGGGGGGGGGAGGUAGGCGCCAAGCAAAAGGGGUCGGUGAGGACGCUUGGGAAAGGACGAACGUUUUGCAACCUACCUGGGGCUGUUGCCAUGGGGAUGGCCUGUCGUCGCCAUAUAAAUGUGUGUAUAUAUAUAUAUAUAUGCACGUUUUUAUCCGAUGCAAUGGUGUUAUUAAAAGGCGUGUGAAGCACAGAUUGUCGCGUGCUGACUUCGUACUGCUACAGUUCCUGGCAGCGACCGCUAGAGGGCAGCGUUGUCCCAGUCAUCCCGCCCAGCCUGCUGCUACCACUUCGGUAAAUAAUUGCCCACAGUAAAAUUUAAUUGCAUCAUUUCUCGCAAAUAGGUUAUUGUUCAAUGUUUAGCACAUCCUGUUUUUCAUAUAUUUUUUAUUUGAUGGUAACACCAGGCCAACAUCUGCGUCAGUGUGGCUGUUUUUCCGUUGUUGGUGGUGAAAGGUGUAAAUUGUACCAGAAAGAAAAGUGUGACUUUUGGGGGAUUUCUGAAAUGAAUAGAUCUUGCUUGUAGAUUUUUUUUUCUUCCAGUUCCAUAAAUUUGGUAAUCCCAUUUGUAGAAUUUGGGUUGUUUUUAAAUACCGCUAUUGGUUUUCUGCCACAUUUCAAAGUUCUCAAGGUGGUGAGCGUAUCAGUGAAUUUGGUGCCUGUACCUGUAAUUGUUCUUUUCAUUUUUUUCUUCUGUAUUUGCAGACUUCUUGAAGGACAGUUGUGCGUAGCUUUCUUGUUUAUUUUAUUUUUUUUUACUCUUGGGGCUGUUGGAGAUCUAGACGGGGUCUGCUGACCUUUACUUGCGCUUGUCAGCUCCAGAGAAUUGGUGGAAAUACUAUGCCACAAGAAUAUUCUUUUAUCCAAUUUACCGAUUUUGGGUUUUGGCCAUUGCUUGAUAGUUUGGACUUUGAGGGGGAUGUACCUCCUGCAUCAUAGGGUCGACAAAUUGAAGCAUUAAUGUAGAUUCAAUAAUGUAAUUUAUACAAGGGUGGAACAUUUUAUAAACAUUUUCAUUUUAACAUAUUUAUUUAAGACUGCCUCCAUUACUUUUCUGUACAAAUUUAUAUUUUAGGAAAAUAUAUCUGUCCAUUAUAUUUAACACAAAAUAUGUAAUGUCUCGAACUCUUCCCUGGAAGACGUGCAUAGUUUUGCCAUAAGGAUGGAGUUAGUUUUACAAUCAAUUAGUUAAAAUGUUAGCAAAGAUUAAAUGUUUAAGUUUACAGUAACGUUUUUUUUCUAGUGAGAAGAACUUUGAAAUGCAACAUGUUUAUUUUUAAAAACGAUCGGUCGAGCAAUACUCAAGGCACCGAUGCCCUGAAGCAGUUUUUCCAUUUGAAUUUAUAAUAUUUAUAAUGCCGAAGCAGUCUUCAUUUUGGAAGGAAAAUCUGGGAUUUGGUGCAGCACGCACACGGGGCCAUGUCGCAACCCUUCAGGAACUAGCUGGUCUACCUUAAGAGAAGUAGGCGGGUCUUAAGCACCUUGACCAAUGAGCCGCCUUCCCCGCAUUUAAAUAGCUUUGUGUGUGCGUGCGUGUGUGUCAAUCACACCCCCCCCC
Pungitius pungitius (ninespine stickleback) is the source of this 3017-nucleotide messenger RNA. RefSeq names its product tyrosyl-tRNA synthetase 2, mitochondrial (gene yars2). Gene Ontology annotation, cellular component: mitochondrion; cytosol. The record is from RefSeq and is a predicted model, not a curated record. Gene Ontology annotation, biological process: tyrosyl-tRNA aminoacylation. The transcript is spliced from 5 exons. Gene Ontology annotation, molecular function: ATP binding; tyrosine-tRNA ligase activity; RNA binding. Lineage: Eukaryota; Metazoa; Chordata; Actinopteri; Perciformes; Gasterosteidae. Bases 7 to 1413 code for a protein of 468 amino acids.